GAGAUGGGUUAAGUCUGAGAUCUACCACUAAUUAGCUUCAUGAUCUUGGGCAUAACUUCAUCUUUAUUUCCUUAUUUGCAAAAAGAGGGAGUUGAAUGAAAUGAUGUCAAUAAUGAUGAUGCUGAUAGAUUCUUCACCUCUUCUCCCAGAUCCACAGUGGGAAGAAACCCUCAGGAUGGCCUGCACUGAAGCUAACCUGACGUGUGUUUCAGAACUCCCUGGGGACUGGACCCAGGAAUAUAUACUCUGGUCAAUGGAGCAGAGUCUUCAACAGAUCUUCCGACACCUGGAAAGCACAAGAUCAAGGCUUAUGGAACAGGAUUUGCCUGAACUACAGGAUACAAUUUCUUCCUCUACCUCCUCCGUUCUUGUGGCUCAGAAGACUGUUUUACGCUGUUGUGACUGUAAGAAAUCAAAACAUUCUACUGACCAGAGCAUCUCCUUUAGAUCACCAUGCAGUAACUCCAGUCUGUGUCAUCUUCCUGUCUUUUCUGAAGGAACAACUUGGGAAUGCCAGAGCCAUAGUUUAUCUAUUUCCCACAAAAAGCAGUCAUCUGUGUUCAGGAACCAAGGCACAACCCUGUCUCCUUUUAGGCUAUCAGAGCCCCAGAAAUCAAAACUUUUUCAGAAUUUGACAGAACUUUCACCCUUACAAUCUCAGAGCUCUUUUAUCAACUCUACUUCUGAGCCUCUAAAUAUCUGCAAACAAAACAGGAAAAAUAAAGAUGAGAGAACGAGCAAGAGUCAUUUGACAUCAGAUCACGAGCCAAAUUCUGUUUCUAAGGACAGAUCACAACUUCCAAGGUGGGCUCCAUUCAGGCUCUCUCCUUCAGUUAGAAGGGAGCUAGAAGGACAUAUGUCUGAGAAGGUUUUCACUUUGCAGCAAAAAACAGUACUUUUACCUGUGAGGAUAACAUGGGUGAUGCUCAAUUAUUUAACUGAACUACAAGGAGGAGUUGCUGAAUCAAAUAAACUCCAAACUCAGUUAUCUAUGCCUAUUCAUCAAAACGCUGAGCAAAAUAUUAACAAAAAUUCCCCAGACCUUCCAUCAUUUCAUCUUCAUGUGAAUGCUAAAGUGGGACCUGGAACAAAUAGCACAGAAACAAAACUUUCACAGUCACUUAUCUCAGGUAAGCAGUUACAACCUGGGGAUGGCCCCCAAAUCCUUGAAUCCAAGCCUUUAGUUGCAUCAAUGGGCAGUCUACCUCCAAGAAGUUUAGGAGUUAAUGUAAUUCAAGAGGAAACCGCUUUACUGAAGAAAUAGCCAAAACACAUACUAGAGCUUAGUAUAGAGAAGAGGGUCAUAGGUUUUCCAGAAAAAAAGAUACAGCAGCACAAGACACAAAUGACUAAUGUGGAUUUGACACCAAGUCUGCCAUAUCAAGUCAAAGACAGCAUAAAGGUAACUCCAUUGGCAUUACUUCGGGUCAUGGAUUCAAUGGGGAUGAUCCCAGAAUCACACUCAGAAUCUGUGGGAUUAUUCCCACAGCUGCCAAGUCAAGUUGUGAAACCAAUGGAAACUAUGAAAACAGUGAGCAUAACCCCCAAACCACCAAAUCAAGUCAUUCAGUCAAUGGAGGCAGCCCCAAGGCC
This is a messenger RNA of Sapajus apella (tufted capuchin), 1593 nucleotides long. RefSeq lists its product as uncharacterized. NCBI's taxonomy places the organism in Eukaryota, Metazoa, Chordata, Mammalia, Primates, Cebidae. The transcript has 3 exons. The record is from RefSeq and is a predicted model, not a curated record. Bases 101 to 1264 code for a protein of 387 amino acids.